UUAGGGUUCAUUGCAAGAUAGUUGUUGUGAAGCCAAAAGGAAAGGAAAAUAAACUCAUAAACACAGCAAAAAAUAAAAAGAAAGAGAAAGAGAGAGAGACCCUUUUGAAUGGAGUCUGUUUUAAGCCAAGUUGGUGUAAGUUUCUUCAAUGGGAUUACCCCAAAAGGGGUUGUUGUUAGUACCCAUUUCAAGGGUUGUUCUUUAGGUGUUGGUGGUGGUGGGAGACCAAAGCGUGCAGUGUUGGUGAAAGCUGAGGCUGUGGGUAUAAACCCUGAUAUCAGGAAGAGUGAAGAGAAGGUGGUGGAUUCUGUUGUGGUCACUGAAAUCUCUAAGCCCGUCACUGCUUAUUGCAGAUGUUGGAGAUCUGGGACUUUUCCUCUGUGUGAUGGAAGCCAUGUGAAGCAUAACAAAGCCACUGGUGAUAAUGUUGGGCCUCUUCUUUUGAAAAAGUAGAAUUAUGAUGAUCAUGGAUUGUUUUCGUUGGAGAAUUACAUUAAAUUUUAGAAGGAAUUAUUUAAUGAAUCAGACUUUGCAUUUCAAUGUUUUAAUUGAAACUUGGCUUAUGUUGUGAAUGUGAUUCCUUUUACUGUCUAUUUUGAUUUGUAUCUUUGCAAUAAUUUUGUUUAAGUCAGCUGCAAGUGUCAGUAUCUUUUUUAUCUUCA
This is a messenger RNA of Vigna unguiculata (cowpea), 662 nucleotides long. It is a transcript of the gene NEET, whose product is annotated as 2 iron, 2 sulfur cluster binding protein. Lineage: Eukaryota; Viridiplantae; Streptophyta; Magnoliopsida; Fabales; Fabaceae. The record is from RefSeq and is a predicted model, not a curated record. Gene Ontology annotation, molecular function: 2 iron, 2 sulfur cluster binding. Gene Ontology annotation, biological process: regulation of autophagy. Gene Ontology annotation, cellular component: mitochondrial outer membrane; intracellular membrane-bounded organelle.